UCAUCUGGUCAAUUGGACAUAACAGACAGCACUCCGUGUUUUGCCGUGAAAAAAAAAAAAGAAAAGGGUCUCUCACGACGUUGUUGUUGUCCCUUUCCCUCUCUUGUCGCUCCCCUGUUACGCUCCUGCUUUUCCCCACCCCGCGUCUCAACCACACCCCACCUAGCCAGGUCACCUAACUUAUCCGUCACCGCAAGUUUCCACUCUCCUUUAGUCUUUCCUACUUAAUCUCAUCAAUUCCCUCUGGAGAAGCAUUUGAUUCCCAGAACAUCUUUGCCAUCCUCAAAAUGAGCGUCCAAACCGUUUCUUUCUCCCCCUUUGCGGACCAGAAGCCCGGAACUUCCGGACUUCGUAAGAAGGUCACCGUUUUCCAGAAGCCCCACUACAGCGAGGCUUUCGUCACCAGCAUCCUUCUUUCCAUCCCCGAGGGUGUUGAGGGCAGCUUCCUCGUCAUCGGUGGUGAUGGCCGUUUCUACAACCCCGAGGUUAUGCAGCUCAUUGCCAAGAUUGGCGCUGCCUACGGUGUCAAGAAGCUGCUCAUCGGCCAGAACGGCAUUCUGAGCACGCCCGCCUCUUCCCACAUCAUCCGCAAGAGACAGGCUACCGGUGGAAUUCUCCUCACUGCCAGCCACAACCCUGGUGGUCCCACCGAAGACUUCGGUAUCAAGUACAACUUGGCUAAUGGCGCUCCCGCCCCCGAGUCCGUUACCAACAAGAUCUUCGAGGUGUCCAAGACCCUCACCUCGUACAAGAUUGCCGACCUUCCCGAGAUUGACCUCUCCACCAUUGGCACCAAGACCUAUGGCUCGCUCGAGGUCGAGAUUGUCGACUCCACUGCAGACUACGUUGAGAUGCUCAAGGACAUUUUUGACUUCCCCUUGAUCAAGUCUUUCCUUGACACCCACAAGGACUUCAAGGUCCUCUUUGACGGCCUUCACGGUGUGACUGGCCCCUACGGAAAGGCCAUCUUCGAGAAGGAGCUUGGCCUGCCCUCCAACAGCACCCAGAACUGCAUCCCCUCCCCCAACUUUGGUGGCGGUCACCCCGACCCCAACCUGACCUAUGCCCACUCGCUGGUCGAGGUUGUCGACAAGAACGGCAUCCAGUUUGGUGCUGCUAGUGACGGUGACGGUGACCGCAACAUGAUCUACGGCGCCAACACUUUCGUCUCUCCCGGUGACAGCUUGGCCAUCAUUGCCCACCACGCCAAGCUCAUCCCCUACUUCAAGAAGCAGGGUGUCUACGGUCUUGCCCGUUCCAUGCCUACCUCUGGUGCCGUUGACCUGGUCGCCAAGAAGCAGGGUCUUCAGUCCUACGAGGUGCCCACUGGCUGGAAGUUCUUCUGCGCCCUGUUCGACACCAACAAGAUGUCGAUUUGCGGUGAGGAGAGUUUCGGCACCGGCAGCAACCACAUCCGUGAAAAGGACGGUGUCUGGGCUGUCAUUGCCUGGUUGAACAUUAUUGCUGGUGUCGCCCAGCAGAAGCCCCAUGAGACCCCCAGCAUCGCCUCCAUCCAGAAGGAGUUCUGGCAAAUCUACGGCCGUACGUUUUUCACUCGCUACGACUAUGAGAAUGUUGACGGUGCUGGCGCCUCCAACAUGGUUGCUCACGUCAAGGACCUCAUCACCACCCAGAAGGCUACCUUUGUGGGCUCGACUGUCAGCGGCCGCAAGGUCGUUGAGGCCGACGACUUCUCCUACACCGAUCUCGACGGCAGCGUCAGCAAGAACCAGGGUAUCUUCGUCAAGUUUGACGAUGGCAGCAGAAUCGUUGUCCGUCUGUCGGGCACUGGCAGCAGCGGUGCUACCAUCCGUCUGUACAUUGAGAAGCACGAGAAUGACCCCAAGUCCUUUGACCUCGACGCCCAGGACUACCUCAAGGACAACAUCACUCUGGCCAUUGACUUGCUCAAGCUGAAGGAGUUUGUUGGCCGCACUGACCCUGACGUCAAGACCUAAAUCAAGUGAAAAGUUGUUGGGUUCGGGGAUAAGCUUUGAGAUAUCCAAACCGCUAUCCAUGGGCGCUCUUUUUCUUUGUUGAUUUUAUCCAUUUCCCCCUCAUUCUACAUUUUAUCCUUUUAUUUUUUUUUUCCCUUCCCUUUUUAAACACUGCUACGAACUUGAUGUCCGUGUUCUUACACUUUUUGGGACUAUAAUAUGUAUAUUCUCGUAUAUAUACCAGAAUUCUAAAUGCAAAUGAUGAGCGCCUAGAUUCAGGCAU
Molecule: messenger RNA, 2220 nt
Organism: Xylona heveae TC161
Lineage: Eukaryota; Fungi; Ascomycota; Xylonomycetes; Xylonales; Xylonaceae
Product: Phosphoglucomutase, first 3 domain-containing protein
Exons: 3
Coding region: 288-1958 (556 amino acids)
Biological process (GO): carbohydrate metabolic process
Cellular component (GO): cytosol
Molecular function (GO): magnesium ion binding; phosphoglucomutase activity
Source: RefSeq, a predicted model, not a curated record